Cynoglossus semilaevis (tongue sole) is the source of this 5176-nucleotide messenger RNA. It is a transcript of the gene tnr, whose product is annotated as tenascin R (restrictin, janusin). Gene Ontology annotation, molecular function: protein binding. Bases 833 to 5029 code for a protein of 1398 amino acids. Lineage: Eukaryota; Metazoa; Chordata; Actinopteri; Pleuronectiformes; Cynoglossidae. The record is from RefSeq and is a predicted model, not a curated record. The transcript has 35 exons.
UUUUGGCACAAGAGUUUUUAGGACAUGAUGAAAUCUAUAAGAUUUGAGAAAAAUGUCUAGAUUAAAGGUUAUGAUGUUAGAAAACGUACAUCUACUGUAUCUUUCAACAAGGAGUACUUUUUGUUGGAUAGAGCAUGAGCAAGAGUGUCACUCUGCAGAAACUCAAUGGAAUGCAGCAAAACACUUAACUAUUCAGCGGUGCAGCAGCGGUUUCUAAUAAGAGCAAUGGGCAACAGUCCAAGGCAGCAUCUUGUCAUUGGACUGUAAAGGCAUUCGACUAUUUCAUUACAGACAACUGGUGGCAUCAUUCAUUCGGCCCAGCAAUAUUGUAGUCCACAUUUUGGCAGCAGUGCCACCUACGGCCACUAGGGAAACCCGGAACAGUCAGAGAACAGGAAACAGCGGCUGCAAGGACGCAGUUGAGUUGUUGUUGUUUUCUGCACCUAUCUGCAUUAUCAUGCAGCCUCACAAUAACACCGCUGCAUGGAUGGAGUGAGUAACAAAAAUGUUCAUUUGUUAUCAGCUGUGUGAGGGAGAGUGAGCGGCGGGGAACAGAGGACAGCCUCACAGUCUCGUGGUAACAGCAGGACCGCGGACCACUUGGCCGAGAGAUCGAUUCCUCUUGUGCCGAGCCCCACAGGAAGGGUGAGCGGCCCGUGUUCUGCCACGCAGGGGGAGCCAGAGUAUCCAGAGGGGACACAGAGAGUGUGAGAGGACAAAAAGAAGAUUAUCCACGGCCAGAUUUAGAGCUGUCAGCGCCUCACUCUGAGAAGACAGGUGCAGACUCCCAGGCAACAACGUUCACACAGUACAGGUGAAGUUUCCUUCCAUCAUGCCACCCUCUCAGCAGCAGCAGCAGCACAGGGCUACUCUGCCCUCAACAGCCUGGCUCCUGGCUCUGGCUCUUUUCCUUGCUCUCCAGGGUGCUACUCAUGCUGCUCCAUCAGUGGAUGGGAAGCUGGUUCGUACAACUCGUGUGAGGAGACAGACCCUGGGCAGGGAUCAGCCUGCUCCGUCCACCAACAUGACACUGAGUGAUCAAUCGGUGGUCUUUAACCAUGUCUACAACAUUAAUGUCCCUGCUGAAUCUCUGUGUUCUGUAGACCUGGAGGCAUCAGACCCGCCUGACGGUCCAAAUGCUGAGCUGGGGUCACGACCUCCUGCAGAGGGUCAAGUGGAUCAAACUGAAGCAACAGAAUACACUGAACAGACUCUGGACGCGGACAGCCAGGUCACGUUUACUCACCGCAUCAACAUCCCCAAAGCUGCAUGUGGUUGUGCAGCAACAGCCACAAUCCAGCAACUCGCCACCAGGGUGGAGAUGCUGGAGAGGGAGGUGUCCAUGCUCAGAGCUCAGUGUGGCUCUGGAUGCUGUGGUGAGAGCUCAGCCAUGGGUCGUUUGGAUUUUGUCCCAGGCUGCAGCGGUCAUGGCAGCUUCAGCUUUGACCUCUGCGGCUGCAUCUGUGAAGAGGGAUGGGGCGGCAAAAAUUGCUCUGAGCCACGCUGCCCGGACGACUGCUCAGGGCAGGGGGUGUGUGUGGAAGGGGAGUGCGUGUGCGACCGUGACUUUGGCGGAGACAACUGCUCGGAACCACGGUGCCCUUCAGACUGCUCGGGUCGGGGCCUGUGCAUCGACGGCGAGUGUGUGUGUGAGGAGUCCUUCACCGGUGAGGACUGCAUGGUCGGCAGGUGUCUGAACGAUUGCUCGGACCAGGGACUCUGCAUCAACGGCACGUGCCAGUGUCGGCCCGGGUACGUGGGGGAAGACUGCUCGCUGCUCUACUGUGCCAACAACUGCAGCAACAAAGGAGUCUGCAAAGAAGGUUUCUGCAACUGCCAGGCUGCCUACGCCGGAGACGACUGCAACUCGGUGGCACCUGUAAUGAACUUAAAAGUGCGAGGUGUGACUGACCGCACUGUUGAUCUGGAGUGGCAGGGGUCACCGAUGCUGACAGACUUCUUGGUCACCUACGUUCCAAGCAGCCCUGGAGGAGUGCAACUGGAGUUGAGGAUUCCAGGGAAUACCACCACAUGCACCAUCUCUGAUCUGGAGGCAGGCCUGGAAUACAACAUAAAUGUGUUUGCUGUCAUUAACAACAGCAUCAGUGUCCCUGACAGCAUCACUGUUUGGACAUAUCUCUCUAAUCCGGAUGGUUUAGUCUUCAAAUCCAUCACCGAGACGUCGGUCGAGGUCCACUGGCAACCUUUCUACUAUUCCUUCGAUGGAUGGGAGAUCAGCUUCAUUCCUAAGGACAAUGAUGGAGGAAUGACUGCACAGCUGCCCAGCACCAUCACUUCAUAUGUGCAGACGGGUCUGAGACCAGGAGAAGAGUACACAGUUAACCUGGUGGCACUGAGGGAUCAGGGUCGAAGUCAGCCAGUAACAGCAACCGUCACAACCUUGAUUGAUGGCCCCACUCAGCUGAUCGUACGGGACGUGUCAGACACCGUGGCAUUUGUGGAGUGGACGCCGCCAAAGGCAAAGAUCGAUCAGAUUGUGCUGCGUUAUGGCCUUGUGGGAGGUGAGGGGCCACGGACCACCUUCCGCCUCCAGCCUACACUCAGCCAGUACACACUCCAGGUUCUGCGUCCUGGAGCCAGUUACGAGGUUUCUGUUAAAGGUUUGAGGAAAGGAAACGAGAGCGGAUCCAUUUCCACAGAGUUUACCACCGAAAUUGAUGCCCCAAAGAACCUGCGACUCGUGUCCAAGACCUCCACCACACUGGAGCUGGAGUGGGACAACAGUGAGGCAGAGGUGGAAUCCUACAACGUGGUGUACAGCACCUUGGCUGGAGAUCAGUACGAUAAAGUGAUUGUUCCGAGAAAUGAGGGAGCCACCACGAAAACUGCUCUCACAGACCUACUUCCAGGCACAGAGUAUGGCAUCGGCAUCUCCGCCACAAAAGGAAACAACCAGAGUACACCAGCAACGAUGAACGCCAGGACCAGCCUGGACGUGCCCAUUGAUUUAACAGUGACAGCCUCCACUGACAACACCAUCACUCUGUCCUGGGGUGUGGUCCAGGGCCCCAUCGACCACUACAAGGUCACGUACACGUCCUCCAGCGGCAUCACUUCCGAGCUGACAGUGCCUAAAGAUGUUACCACCACCACCAUCUCAGACCUUGAGCCCGGAACAGAAUACACCAUCACCGUGGCGGCGAGAAGAGGAAGACAGCAGAGCACCACAGCCACCAUAGACGCCUUCACAGGGAUCAGACCAGUAACCCACCUCUACUUGUCAGAAGUGACUUCAGACUCAGUGUCGGUGGCGUGGAGCGCCCCGGCGCCGCCCGCCGACCUCUUCAUCCUCAGCUUCAGCUCUGCCGAUGGGACAGACAGCUCUAAGCUGACUCUGGAAGGAGCCAAGACAAGGUUGAUGGUUGAAGGACUGCUGCCCUCCACACAGUACACCAUCAGUCUAAUCACUAUUCAGGGGGACAUCACCUCGGAGCCGAUAACUGCAUCUCUCACUACAGGUAUCGAUCCACCAAAAGAGGUGACGGUGUCAGAUGUGACAGAAGAUGCAAUGACAAUUUCCUGGAUCAAACCUCUGGCUUCGUUUGACUACUACAAGCUGUCCUACCAGUCAGCAAAAGGUCGUGUGGACAGUGUGGUGAUUGACAAUGAUGUGACCAACUACAACCUGUCCAGUCUGUUCCCUGCUACGGAGUACGAGAUCAGUAUCAACGCUGUCAGGGGAAGUCAGGAGAGCAGAGUGGUCAGCACCUCUGUUUUUACAGCCAUGGACAUGCCAGCUGAGCUGACAGCUCUGAACAUCACUCCACAAGGAGCUCUGCUGAGAUGGACCGCCCCUCUGUCCAGUGUUGACAACUAUGUGCUGACCCUCACACACAACCAGAUCACAGCUGACACCAUCCUCGUGGAAGGCAAUAGGCAGGAGCACCAGCUGUCCAACCUCAAGCCCAGCACCGUCUACUCCGUCGCCCUCUACGCCACCAAAGGACCGCUCACCAGUGGAACGGUCAUCACUAACCUUCAAACACCCAUGGACGCACCUCUGAACCUCACCGCCAGUGAAGUGAAUCACCGCAGCGCUCUCCUCUCCUGGCAACCACCUAUCGCCGAAAUUGACAACUACAUGCUCACCCUCAGAAGCGAUGGCAACCAUAAAGACCUGAUUCUAGAUUCAGAGGACACAUGGAUCCGACUGGAAGGACUGGCUGAGACCACGGAGUACACAGUAAAACUGCAGGCAGCGAGAGAACUUGACAGCAGCCCUGUGGUCUCCACCACCUUUACUACAGGGAGUCGACUAUUUGCAACACCUCAAAAUUGCGCCCAGCACCUGCUGAAUGGAGAGACGCUGAGUGGUGUCUACACGAUUUACAUCAACAGAGACCCCAGCCAGGGAGUGCAGGUGUACUGUGAUAUGAACACUGACGACGGAGGCUGGAUCGUGUUCCAGCGUCGACAGAACGGCCUGACGGACUUUUCCAGGAAGUGGAGCGACUACCGGCUCGGCUUUGGAAGCUUGGAGGACGAGUUCUGGCUCGGUCUGGACAACAUCCAGAGGAUUUCUGCUCAGGGACGCUAUGAGCUGAGGAUCGACAUGAAGGACGGACAGGAGUCAGUUUACGCCAACUAUGACAAAUUCUCCAUCGGGGAUGCUAAAAAUCUGUACAAGCUCAGGAUAGGAGAGUACAACGGAACCGCUGGUGAUUCUCUGAGCUACCACCAGGGGCGACCUUUCUCCACCAAAGACAGAGAUAAUGACAUCGCUGUCACUAACUGUGCCUUGUCUUACAAAGGAGCUUGGUGGUACAAGAACUGCCACCGAGCCAACCUCAACGGGAAGUACGGAGAAUCCAGACACAGCCAGGGCAUCAACUGGUACCACUGGAAAGGCCACGAGUUCUCCAUCCCCUUUGUGGAGAUGAAGAUGAGGCCAUUCAACUACCGCAGCAUCAGCAGCAAGAGGAGGCGGUCUGCUCCUCCACUGUUUUUAGCCAUCCUCGUGCUGAAGGUUGGGGGCGCCCCACUGCAUGUCGACUCAAAUGCAUUCUAGAGUCUAAUAGAGCGGUGGCUGGAGCUGAUGUUAGCUCUUUCAUGGAUUGUUCAAGUCUCUUUUCAGCCAAUCGCAGCCGACAUCAGACUGGUGUUAACCCUUUACAGGGCCUCAACACUCGGACUCAAACCUAUCAACAUCCUGGAC